Taeniopygia guttata (zebra finch) is the source of this 7621-nucleotide messenger RNA. It is a transcript of the gene MNT, whose product is annotated as MAX network transcriptional repressor. Gene Ontology annotation, biological process: regulation of transcription by RNA polymerase II. Lineage: Eukaryota; Metazoa; Chordata; Aves; Passeriformes; Estrildidae. Gene Ontology annotation, molecular function: RNA polymerase II cis-regulatory region sequence-specific DNA binding; DNA-binding transcription factor activity, RNA polymerase II-specific; protein dimerization activity. The record is from RefSeq and is a predicted model, not a curated record.
GCCCGGGGCGGCGCGGGCGGGGCGGGCCCGGGCGGCGGCGGCGGCGGCGGCGGCCGGGCCCGCGCCAUGAGCAUCGAGACGCUGCUGGAGGCGGCGCGGUUCCUGGAGUGGCAGGCGCAGCAGCAGCAGACCGCACGUGAGGAGAAUGAGAAGCAUGAGAAGCUCUGCCUGGAGAGGGAGCAGGAGCAGAAGAAGGCGGGCAAGGCCAGCGUGCCACGGGCCAACAGCACCCUAUGCGCAGAGGAGCCCCGGAGCGAACUGCUGGUGCCCAUCUCCCCGCCGGGCCCAGUGCCGCUGCCGCCCCCGCCCCUGGCAGCUCCCAUUUCAGUCAUUCCCAUCCCCGUUGUCACCAGUUCCCCCCAGCAGGCAGCCCAGGCCGCCCUGUCGCCGCCGCUGGUGCAACGCCACCAGCCCCUGGUAAGCGCUGCCGGUGUCCCCAAGGAAGCGCCGUCGCUGGCGCCGGUGAUCCAGCGGCCGGACGGGAAAGCCGCGACGCCGCCGUCGGGCAGCCCCAAGCAGCUCCCGCACUACGCGGCGCCCGUGCUGGCCAUCUCCCAGCACCAUGUGGUCCCGCAGCCCAUCCAGCCCCUGCAGCACCCGCCCGCGCCCGCGCCGCUCGGCGCUCUGAAGCUGGCACCGGCAGAUGACAUGAAACCCAUCGAGCUCAAGAAGAGAAUUGGAGGGGUUGGGACCAGGGAAGUACAUAAUAAAUUGGAGAAGAACAGACGUGCACAUUUGAAAGAGUGCUUUGAGACAUUAAAGCGCAACAUCCCCAACGUGGAUGACAAGAAGACCUCAAACCUCAGCGUCCUCAGGAGUGCCUUGCGAUACAUCCAGACUUUAAAGAGGAAGGAAAAAGAAUACGAACACGAGAUGGAGCGGCUGGCGAGAGAGAAGAUCGCUACCCAGCAGCGGCUGGCAGAACUGAAGAACGAGUUGAGCCAGUGGAUGGAUGUUUUGGAGAUUGACAGAAUUAUUCGACAAACAGUUCAGCCAGAGGAUGACCAGGCAUCUACCUCGACAGCAUCAGAGGGUGAAGACAACAUGGAUGAAGAUAUGGAAGAUGACAGGCCAGUGAACUCAUUACCAAAACUCACCCAGCGCCAGCACCCAGAGCUGCUGAAAGCCGUCCCCCCCAGUGCUGCUGCCCCACUCCCCGCGGUCCUGCCCCCACACGUGUCCAUCCAGCAGAAGCCCCACGCCCAGCCCUCCCUGCAGACGCAGGCACUGGUCCCGCCGCAGGCGAUCGUCCCCGCACAGACUCACAUCGUGGCGGCCUCGACCGUGCAAUCGACUGUUAUCGCCCACACCGCCACCACCCACGCCUCGGUCAUCCAGACUGUCAACCACGUCAUUCAGGGGCCACAGACCAAGCACAUUGCUCACAUUGCACCUUCCACAUCCAGCCCCGUGCAACUCACCACUGCUGCUCAGCCCAUCGGCCACAUCACUGUGCACCCAGCCACCAUCAACCACAUGGCUCACCUGGGCCCGCAGCUGCCCAUCUACCCCCAGCCCGUGGCCGUCAGCCAGCCCGUGGUGAGCCACAUCGCUCACACCAUCUCGCACCAGCAAGUGAACGGCACGGCGAGCCUGGGCCAGCCGGCCGUGGUGGCCAAGCCGGCCGUGGGGGCCCAGGUGGUGCAUCACCCGCAGCUGGUCGGGCAGACGGUCCUGAACCCCGUGACUAUGGUGACCAUGCCGUCCUUCCCGGUGAGCACGCUGAAGCUGGCCUAGAGGGGCCGGCGAGGUCUUUGUUGGGAACCUUUCCUAAGGAAACUCCGUACAUUCCAACACGCCCGGCCCGGAUCGGAUCGGCUCGGCAGGAGGGGCGCGGAACCGGGGCCGGGCCGUCCCUGUGCCGGGCCUGCCGCCGGGACGGGGCCGCUCCGCCGAGAAACUUCAAAGACAGUUGUUCAUGGUGAUUUUUUUUUCCUUUUAUGUGUAAUGAGUGAACUAUGGAUAUGAUGUUCUUAAGACUUUAAUUUUGCCCUCUUAUGUGUUGCUUCUUUGUAGAAUAAAAAUUGCUGAUCUCUUUAUUGAGACAUUGCGUAGAAUGGGAAAAAAAUCAUAGAAGUCUAUAUUUAUAUAUAUGUGUGUAUGUGUGUGUAUAUAUAUAUAUGUAUAUACAUAUAUAUAUAAAUAUAACGUUUGAAGGCCUUUUGUAAGGUUGAUUAUUUUGCAGGAUUAUGAGACAAAAUUCAUUUUUGGAGGAAGAAGCCAGAGUGUCCUCUCUAAACAAGAAACUAUAAGAUAGAUGGUUUGGUGGACCAGAGUACAGUGACAAAAAAACCCCCAACAACAAACCACAAGUCAAACCAUGUUUAAGGUAUUUCCCAUCAAUAUAUUACAUUUCAAAAACCAUCUAAAAUCACUGUGACUUGUUAUGGCAUUUUAAGGAAAUUCUCUGUCCUGUCUAAUAAAAGGAAAAAGAAUACACAACCAGACUUGAUUUGUUGCCAUUUUAUAAAUGACUUGAUUUUAUAGCUAUGUCCAAAAAAUACUGGUUUUUAUUAUUUUAACGAUUGACAAUGCUUUGUUUGGAUGUUUUUGGGGGAAUUUGUAUUUGGUCUGGCUUGGUUUGCUGAUGCAAUAAUUGGUUUUGCAGAUCUCUGUGCAUGGCAUGGCCCCGGUCAGGGUCCCUCCUGCCGGUCCAAGGUCCCCCCAGGUUUCUCGGGUUUGUUGUUUGGCAGAGGCACACACUUUGUGCUGGCAGGUUGCAGGGCAUUUCUGUGGCCUGGUGAGUGGAACCUGGGACAAGAAGACAGAGAAAUGAGGUAGAUUUGCUGCAUGUGUUAAUGUUUGUUAGUUUGUUCUGUCCUGAUCAUGCUUUGGUGUGGGAGCCAGUGGGUUUGGAGGGGAUAAAAGGGGAUGUGGUUCCCUUCCAGAGCACAGGCAGUUCAAACAGCUUUGUUCCCUUUGACAGGGAAGCAAUCUCUCCUUAUGCAGGAUAAGGUUUGCUGCAGGAGGUCGGUGUGAGAGCUCGUGUCUGACAGUGAGACGUGCACCAAAGAACCCUCAUCCCUCAGGACCCUCCCGUUCCCCUUCCCAGUGAUUGGGGCAGACCUGUCUGAGGGCAGUGGCAAAUCCCAGAGAGCCAGGAGAGGAGGAAUGCUGUUUGGCUCUGCUGGUCCCUGCCAGCCUGCCCGGGAGGCUGCUUAGGACGUGUUGCGCUGCUCACUGAAUGUUUUGGUCCUUGCACAGUAUGUAGCUACUGCUGUGAAUGAUCUCCAUUCUGUCUUCCUCUCUUUUUAAAGCAAGUAUUCCGCAGUCCUUACUGCAGGCCAAAUGCAGCUGUUCUGCUGGGGCAGGAUGGAGGAGGGUCCCAAAUCUGCCCAGGAGCUUUGGGAGAGGAGGAGGGGGUGGCUGAGCACCUCAGGGUGCCGUGUCCAGCGUGGGGCCGAGGUCUCCUGCUUCCAUCCUCUGCCCAACAGACCUGUUGACUCUAGCAGGACUUCAGUCUGUUGAGAACUGGUGCGAGCAGUGUCAGGGGUGUGUGUAAUUGAGAACAUCUGCCUGUUCCACACUGUUCCCAGUUAAAACUGGUCUGGAGGCAGGAGAAGUGACUGCAGAGGUCAGGGGUGAUUGUGCCUUCUGAGCAGGUGCCACUGGGAAUUGUGUGAAGUCUGUUCAUAAAGCCCCAGUUAACCACUUGUUUUAUUUUUCUUUCAUACGUUCUUGAGUUCAGGAGCUCUUGGCUGUGCUUGCCAGCACAGCUCCUGCAGAGUGGGCAAACCUUGAAGGAUUUCUUUUCAUAGAACCCCAUUUAAGCAGAUCAUUUGUUCUCAUUCCAAUGCACCAUUAACACGGGGAGAUUCCCAGAAUUGCCAGGACUUUGUUGUCCUCUGUCCCUGCAGGUGCUUUCCCAAGGAGGCCAUUGUGUGCCAGUAUUUGAGAGAUGAGGUUGGGUACGCCUCAGUUUCUCCUCAUCAGAAACUCAAUGCUGAGUAUGUGCAGCAGGUUCUCUUCUCAGGAGGGAGUGUGGCUUUGCCCUCUGCAGCAGUGUCAGGAGGGGGAGGACGUGUGCUUCUGCCUUCUUUUACUGUUCCAACUCACAAAACAACAAAUUCUCCUCAUUGAAGGGGCCAGGUUGAGAAUGUGCUCGGUGCAGGAGCGUUGGCCGAGCCCCAGGGAGAUGAGCUUCUGCUGGGUUCCUGAAUGGUCUGUGCUGGAUGGACAGGGGUGCUGCUGACCUCCCUUACUGUCUAGAGCAAAGAGUGGCCCUGCCUUGCCCAGUGCUGUAUCCUGGCCAGUUUUUCUUUCCCCUUGGAACUGUGCGAUGCAGUCUGUCUGAUCCCCUUCAUGGGUCUUGACCUCCCCAUCAGGAACCUCUCCCUUGGCCUGCCCAGGAGCUGCUCCAGAUGUGUGUACCCCUGUUCCCAUUUGCCUUUUCAGGGCUACCAGAAACAUUCUUUGGGAUUUUUCUUUUUGUUUUUUAAAGUCAGCGAGCUUCACUCUUACCUGUGGGACGAAGAGCAGCCACAGCCCUUCCUUUUGUUGCUCAGAAACUUUGGAUUUACACUGAUGCUCUUAGAAAUCCCGUUCAGUACUGUAUGACAAGGGGCACUUUAGGAAUGUUUCUCCUCCUUUGAAUUAUGUUUUCCCUAUGGAGAAAGCUAUAUAUAAAUAUAUAUGUAUACUUGGGGAUUCAUAAGAUCUAAUUUGUCCCCCAAAAAACCAAUAAAUAUGAAGUUUACAAGAAAUCUCUUCUGUUGUUGAAUAAUAUUAGUUAUUGGUGUAACCAUGCCACAGAAACAAUAGAAAAUGGGGUUUCUGCAUAGUAGUUUGAGAGGGUUUUCUGUCCUGUCACACCUGGCUUGGAGCCUGUUGGUCAGUGGAGAUGGUUCUGCUGAGGGUAGGUGCCCUUGCAGCCCAUGCUCCACGUCCUGCUGCCAACAGCCAAAUCAUGCUCAGGAGCUGGAGCUGUGCUUAAAGCUCAGGAGCACGGCCUGGGGUGUUUGCAGCUGGGCAGAUGUGUGGGCACAGAACCCCAGAAUGGCCACGGGAAACCUCGUGCUGGGCUGCGCCUGCCAAAGCCACUGCCAGUGGCCUGCCAGGGAGUGCAGGCAGAGGGCAGAGCACCCAAACCGCUACUUUAGAAUGAUCCUGAAAAGAGCUCUUAACGCUGACACUUUAGAUACAGGAAUGUAUUCCUGACCUCACCAGUAAAAGUUUGCCAGAUCUGUGUAGUUUAUCUUAGGAAGGGAAGUGAUCUGAUUUCCCGUUUCUCUGCAGUUGCUUGUGUGGGAUCCGAGAGGCAGCGGGCCGUGUGUCCCUGGGGGCGCGGGGGGCAGCUGGUGACCCACAUUUCACAUGGGGAAAUAAGGGCUGGAGCCAGACUGCUGCCGUCGGGGUUCUUCUGCAUGUGUGUGUGUGUGUCCAUCUGUCUGUCCGUGCUGGCGCUGGGUGUCGAAGGCCAGAAGGGCUCCAGUGUCCCACUGGGCCCCUGGCCACGGGCACGGCUGGGUUUUGGUUGUUUUGGUUUCUUGAGCAGAGCUGGACGGAGCGGGCGGCCCUUUGCAGAGGCCUCUGCUCUCGGGGUGCCCACGGCCUGGCCGGGGCCUUCAUCAUCCCACUGAGCCGGCUGCUGCUGCUGCUGCUGCUCUUGGGCUCCUUGUCUUUUUUUUUCUUUGUUUUAUUUCAAAGUGGCCUUCUGUAACAAAAGAAACAAAAAAAAUGCCUUUGGGUGGUUUAGGUGGAGGUGAGGUGUCGCUGCUGUGUCGGUGUCGGUGUGGUUGUCCGUGCGCACGCCUGGUAGAUUCCUGUAGACAUGCAAUGCAAGGCUUAUUGUGUCUGGUUUUUGUAUGUAGCCUGUGUCUCUUUGGACUGGUUUGCAUCCUGAGGGUGUUUUUUGCAUUUAAAGAAAAAAAAGUGAGAACUGUUCCAGGUUGGGUGGGUACAAGGGACUCUGGAGACCUGCCGUGUGCCAGGGGUCAGGAGGAAGGUGUCUUCUGUCCCAUGUGAUGAUGUGGUCAGUGCUUGUUUGGCCCCUUUGCUUUCUGUGAUGGGUAUCCAGUGUCCCCACUGUGUCAGUGGAGCGAGCAGCCUUGGCCAGAUGAACCCGGUGACCUCUGCGUACCUGAGCAGGACUUUGGCUCAGCCUGUCUUGGUGUUCAGGCACUUGCUUAAUUAACUUAGUCAGAUAAGUGGCUGCUGCAGAGGGCUCCUGGAGCUGGUGUGGAGGUGGGCAGCUCUGAGAGUUGGCAUGUUUUUUUCUGAAUAGUUGUUCAUUCCAGUCUUAUUUUGAUUCUAAAAGCUAUGGGGGUGAGGAGAGGAAAACCCUCAUACUUACGGCCUAUUUUCCAUCCCUUGUCAUCAUUUGGGACAGGAUAAAAUGGAUUAUAACACUGUCUUUAGGUUAUUUCCUCCCUGAGUGAAACAUCAGUUGUUAGAAGCAGAUGUUUAGUGUUAAGAAAAAUAGGCUGUGGGUAGAAUCAGUCAUGGCUUCUUUCUGUCCCUGUUAUACAGAACUUGAUAAUCCAAACUUGAACUAUUAAAAUACCAGCCCAGCACUGGAUGGUGCAGUCUUGGCAGAGGUUGUGUUUGGCUGUUCGCAGGCUGCCUCACUCCUUGCCUGAGGCUGCUGAACAGUGAAGGAAGGCCCCACUGGCCUCUGUCCCUGCUCUGCCAGGGCUGGGACGGGGCUGUUGUGUGCUGGGAUCUGGUGGGAAUGGGCCGUGGGAUGUCAUGGUGCUCCUCAUCAGGGCGGCACGGCUGGUUCUGCUCUAGCUCUGGAUGAGCCCCAUGAGUUCAGCCCAUUCCUUGUGCUGUGAAUAGAAAUUGGAGCGUGAGGGAGCGCUGGUGCAGGAGUCACCCCCAGGGAAAUGCCCGAACUCCCAGCCCGUGUCUGUUGUGAGGUUUUCCCUGGCUGGCAGGCAGGCAGGCACGUCCUCCCGAGGCUGUGCUGCUGUGGCAGGCGCAGGCCCGCGCUGGCCGCGGUGCUGCCCGUGCCGGCCACGGGAACGCUCCGGCCAGAGCCCCGGUGCCAACGCCUUAUGGAUACGCCUUAACAACCUGAGCCAAAAGGGUGCUGGGGCUUGACAGAGCGAGAUCAGGGACCGACUGUGACCACCCAAUGAUUUAUUGGCUUCUGGUCAGGCCCCAGCCUGGCCAUCACUGGGUGAGGAGCCGUGGUGGGAGCGGGGACCCCCUGCUCUGUCACUGCAUGUGACCCCCCUCCUGCCUAAAGCAUUUAUUUAUUUUAUCUCGCUGUGCUCCCCGCGUUAGGAAUGUGUCACUGGAGCUGCUGACUGUGAGCCCAGUCGCUGCCAUCGCUGGCCCGGAGCCCCCGUCCCUCCCCUGCACCUCACAGGAGCCCCCGUGUCGCGCUCACCUGGGCAGGUGCAGUCUGUGUUUACAGUGAGGACGUGUCACUGUGUUACCAAUUUACUGAAAUACUGAAUAUUGACAAACUAGACUGUAAAGAUUUUUAUGUGUUUGGAUACAUCUGCUAUGUGAAAAAGCAACUAAUUUUGUACAUAUUGUAUUUUUACUAUUCAGCUGUACAAUAUUGGCUCUUCAUGCUCCAGAAUUUAGGUAUCCAACAUGAAUGAUAUCCAUGUAAUAAGCACUUGCCUGAAAUAAAUAUAAAACUGAAAUAAACAUGCACUGAAAUCAGAAA